Messenger RNA from Saccostrea cuccullata (small rock oyster), 1803 nucleotides. Its product is annotated as E3 ubiquitin-protein ligase TRIM71-like. The record is from RefSeq and is a predicted model, not a curated record. NCBI's taxonomy places the organism in Eukaryota, Metazoa, Mollusca, Bivalvia, Ostreida, Ostreidae. The coding region runs from base 82 to 1770 and encodes 562 amino acids. The transcript has 2 exons. Gene Ontology annotation, molecular function: zinc ion binding.
GGUCUGAAUAAAGGGGUACCUUGUAGACUGUACCUAGAGGUUAGAAGACAGGACAGCCACCAAUACAGAUCCACAAAUCUAAUGAUGGACCCCCGUACCAGUGCGCAGGACGUGAUGCGAUGUGACCUGUGUGAGACCGCUGUGGUACAGAUGCACUGUGAUACAUGUCUUGUCAACCUGUGUAAGGCCUGUGUUGGAGAACAUACGAUUUCUGUUGGAUCCAAGAAACACGAAAUCGUCUCAUUUAAGCUUCGAAAAGCCAUUCCCAUAUACCCUGGAUGUGUAUCUCAUGUCAAAGAACGAUGUGAAAUGUACUGUAAUCAAUGUGACAUUCCUGUAUGUAUCACCUGCAUUACAGCUAAUCAUCAUCUGGGUCAUGAAUUAUCUAAAAUCGCGGAAUUUUUUUAUAAAAGAAAGGAAAUAAUUAUAAAAGAACGAAAUGAAUUAAAGGAAACAAUUUCUCGAACAUACCAAUACAUUGCCUCUGAUGUGCAAAACAGAAUGAGUCAGUUAAAAAAGGAAUAUGCAGAUCUCUCUAUAGCCAUAACAAAACAUGGAGAGGACUGGCACAGAGAAAUUGACAAACGUGUCAAGAAACUUAAAGCCGAAGUUGAUGAGAUGAAAAACACACAGCUACAAACUCUACAGAAACAUUUGGAUGAAAUAAACAAGAAAAAUUCGCACAUCAAGAAUGAACUUGAUUCAGUUGAUGUUGUAGUGGAUUCUAAUGACAUUUCAAAACUAUUAAGUGUCAAAUCAAAUUUACAUAUUUACAAAACUCUUCCACAAAAACUUGAACCAAAUUUACCCAAAUUCAUUCCAGGAAAAAACUUUGAAGAAGAACUUUAUAAACUGUUUGGAGCCUUAUCAUCAAGUUCUUUAACAUCAGAUAAACAUGGCUACAGCAUGAAGACAACACAGAAAUCACCAGAAGCUGGAUCCUCUCCUCCAGUCAAACAGCUGCUUGAUGAACCAGAGACUGUCACCACCAUAGAUACUGGGUAUGGAGGGCUUAAAAAUGUGGUCUGUCUGAGUGAUGAAGAAAUCUGGACAAGAGGAAGUGACACCAUCAUGAAACUCUACAGCAUCAAUCAGGGAUCACUACUCAAGUCAAUCACACUUAAGUCAGGAAACAUAACAAAAGACAUGACAGUGACAAAAAGUGGAGACUUAGUAUAUACUGAUACCAGGGAUAGAACUGUGAAUAUUGUGAAGAAUGAGAAAAUAGAGGAGUUGAUCAGAUUACAGAAUUGGAGACCUCACGGUGUUUGUAGUACCUCCUCUGGUGACCUCCUGGUUAUCAUGGACAGUGAUGAUGACAAACAAACAAAAAUUGUCCGUUACUCUGGCUCCACAGAGAAAAAAGCUAUUCAGUUUGAUGAUAAUGGUAAACCUCUCUAUUCAUCAGGUGGUUAUUACAGAUACAUAAUUGAGAACAGGAACCUGGAUAUCUGUGUGGCUGACAGUAAAGCUAAAGCAGUAGUGGUGGUCAAUCAGGGUGGGAAAUUGAGAUUCAGGUACACUGGACAUACUCCUGCUCCAAACAACAAAUUCUAUCCACUAGGAAUCACCACAGACAGUCAGAGUCACAUCCUUACAGCUGAUUUGAACAAUGACUGUGUCCACAUCAUAGACCAGGAUGGACAGUUCCUCUGUUACAUAGACUGUGGACUGAGUUAUCCCUGGGGACUGUGUACAGAUACAAAUGACAAUCUGUUUGUUGCUCAACAUGAAAACAGACAAGUGAAGAAAAUCAAAUAUUUUAAGUAAAUACAUCACUGUAUUGUAUAUUACUAUAAUAAA